Messenger RNA from Spinacia oleracea (spinach), 1849 nucleotides. Its product is annotated as probable apyrase 6. Gene Ontology annotation, cellular component: membrane. NCBI's taxonomy places the organism in Eukaryota, Viridiplantae, Streptophyta, Magnoliopsida, Caryophyllales, Amaranthaceae. The record is from RefSeq and is a predicted model, not a curated record. Gene Ontology annotation, molecular function: nucleoside diphosphate phosphatase activity. The coding region runs from base 142 to 1734 and encodes 530 amino acids. Gene Ontology annotation, biological process: nucleoside diphosphate catabolic process. The transcript is spliced from 8 exons.
CUGCACUGCACUUAUCAAAUGGUCAAAUCUGAAUUAAUUCCCAGGUGCUGAAGUGCUAAAUACAAGUUCCAUUUCCGUGUGAAGUAUCUAACCAGUAACCUCCUUCUCUUCUCUCACCCCAUAGCUCCAAAACCCACUCCAAUGGCGUCCACAAACUACAACAAUUUCCCCUCUUCUUCCUCUAAAUCAUACAUCCCACUUCACAAAACCCAACUUCCGCCUCGGAUGCAACCUUUCUCCCUUUCUCCACCACCACCUUCAAACCACCCCAAAUCCCGCCACCAUAAACACCUUCUUCUCAUCGUCUCCCUCUCUCUCCUCCCUUUCCUUUUCUACUUUCUAUCUCUCUACCGUUCUCUCCACCUUCCUCCCUCAUCUUCUUUCGGCCUCAUUGUCGACAUUUCCACCUCUCGCUCACAAAUCCUCGUUUUCCGAUCUCUUAAUGAGGUUUCCGGUAACCCAUUUUCCGGCCAGAGUUCCGAUUCUUUCUGGGUUGACACUGGAAGCUCCAAAUUUUCCGGCCAGCCCAAAUUGGCGGGGAGGGUGCUCUUCAAAUUGAUGGAUUUUGCUAAGGAGAAAAUCCCCAAUUCUGAGUGGGAAGAUACUAAAGUUCAGCUUAUGAUUACAGGUGAUUUAGUGGGUGGAGUUGAGGAGAGAAAAUUGGUUUUGGAAGAGUGUCGUCGGAUUAUGCGAUCAUCUGGGUUUAUGUUUAGGGAUGACUGGGCUUCUGUUUUGGAAGGUGAAGACGAAGGUCUUUAUUCUUGGUUGGCUGUAAACUAUGCUCUUGGAUACCUAGGCAAUAAACCCGAAGAGACAGCUGGAGUAGUUUCACUUGGAAGGUCCGCAAUGCAGGUCUCUUUUGCUAGCCCUGAGGCUCAACAAUCAGAAUCUUCAAGAGUUAUCAGGUUCGGAGGAGUUCCUUACAAUCUUUAUACUCAAAGUCUGCAGCAGUUUGGCCAGGAUGCAGUUUGGAAAUUGCUCCUUGAACGGAAUACUCCAGACUUGAUGUCAUCUUCACUAAACAGUGAAAUAUCCAUCCCUAAUCCUUGUUAUCCCAGAGGGUAUGAACUGACAUCACAGACAAGUGAUGAGAAACUUAUGAAAUCCCAUGCCACAGGGAACUUUUCUGCAUGUAAAUCUGAACUUACCAUGUCGCUGAAGGGUAGGAAAGGAAGAUGUACACGUGCACCGUGUGAGAUAGUGCCCUCCAUUUUUAGCGAGUUGGAAAAUAAACCUCAUCCUCGGCAGAGGUUCUUCCUUUCUUCCCAGGUUCGAGGCUUAGUACCAAAGGCUUCUGUAUCAGAACUGGAGUUUGUUGCACACCAAUUUUGUGAGGAUGACUGGGAGAAUCUUAAAAGAAAAUAUGAUAUUGAUGACGUAGAUCUGUCAAGAAGUUGUUUUUCACAUGCUUUCAUGGUGGUCUUGCUACGUGACAGUUUUGGCAUUCCAUUUGACGAGAAGAGAGUCGAGUUUGCAGCAGGAAGCACUCCAGUUGAUUGGAGACUUGGAGCCUUCAUUUCCCAGACGAUGAUGGAGUCCGUUGAUAGCAUCACAGAACACCAUGACAUCCAUAUCAUCGAGAAUGAGUCAGUCACCUUCUUCUUCUUGUUUGCGGUUCUUAUAGUCUUCGUUCUUCUGGCCGCAUUCUUUGUCUUGAAUUUGCGAAAACCUCAGUUUAAGACUAUAUAUGACCUCGAAAAAGGUCACUAUAUUGUUACUCGUGUACCUAGAUAGAUAGAUAGAUAGAUAGAUAGAUAGAUAGAUAAAUGCCAUUUUUGUAAUUGAUGUAUCACUUCCAGUUCCUUGUACAGUUAGCCAUUGAUAUCAAAGCAUUCAGAUUUACUGUCAA